CGGCAACCAACCCGAACCACAAACGGCCUAGGGUUCGCGACCCACCUUGCCCUCCCCCCUCGCCCCUCGCCGCCGCCGCCGCCAACGCCGGCGUCGCUCGCUGCCCCCGCGCCACUCCGGCGAGACGAGGCGAGGCGACGCUCGCGGAUCAUCGAGCCUCCCCCCUCCCCCCGCACCCCCUCGUCGUGGGGAUAGGGUUUCGACCCCGCAGGUAAUUCAGAGGUACAUCCUACAUGGAUGGCAUACAGACAAGUGACUCUUCGCAUCAUGGAAUCGUAGAAAACAGCCCAUAUAGAACUCCCUAUGAUAGGUAUGCAGAAGGUGGUCAACUUGGUGCCUCCUGGUAUUUUAGUAGAAAGGAAAUAGAGGAGAAUUCCCUAUCAAGAAGAGAUGGAAUUGAUCUGAAGAAAGAGUCUUAUCUUCGCAAGUCAUAUUGCACUUUCCUGCAGGAUUUGGGGAUGAGGCUUAAAGUGCCUCAGGUGACAAUUGCUACAGCCAUCGUGUUUUGUCAUCGUUUUUUCCUUCGUCAAUCUCAUGCAAAAAAUGAUAGACGGACAAUCGCCACAGUUUGCAUGUUCUUGGCAGGGAAAGUUGAAGAAACACCCAGACCCCUGAAAGAUGUCAUACUCAUUUCCUAUGAAAUCAUCCACAAAAAGGAUCCAGCUGCUGUUCAGAGGAUUAAGCAGAAGGAAGUAUAUGAACAGCAGAAGGAACUUAUUUUACUUGGGGAGCGUGUUGUGCUUGUAACACUUGGUUUUGACCUGAACGUGCACCACCCUUACAAGCCCUUGGUUGAAGCAAUAAAGAAAUUCAAGGUUGCUCAAAACGCACUUGCUCAAGUUGCUUGGAAUUUUGUCAAUGAUGGGCUACGCACAUCACUUUGCCUUCAAUUUAAGCCCCACCAUAUUGCGGCCGGCGCAAUCUUCCUGGCUGCGAAGUUUCUCAAAGUCAAGCUUCCAUCAGAUGGCGAGAAGGUCUGGUGGCAAGAGUUUGAUGUAACCCCACGGCAGUUGGAAGAGGUUAGCAAUCAAAUGUUGGAGCUCUAUGAGCAAAACCGUGUUGGACCACCAGCAUCACAAGGGAAUGAUACUGAAGGUAGCUCAGCGAGUGUGGUCAAUCAACGUGCUCCGGGGAAAGCCCCGGGAGUUUCCGAGGAGCCUCCUGCCCAUGAUAACCACCUAGCAUCCAGACAGUCAAGUGUGUCAGGUCACCAGGUCUAUGACCACCCUCAUCCUGAGAGGAAUGAAGGGAGAGAUGGUGCUGCCAAUAGCAGUGAAGGCCCCAAUAUGUCAUCAACGAUGGAUGCAAUGAAAAAGAUAGACAAGGAUAAAGUGAAAGCUGCCCUGGAGAAACGGAGGAAAUCGAAAGGUGAUGUUGCUAAAAAGGUUGACAUCAUGGAUGAUGAUGACCUAAUCGAGAGGGAGCUGGAACAUGGUGUGGAAUUGGCUGCUGAGGACGAGAAGAUCAAGCACGAGAGGAGGCAGAGUUGGCCUCAUUCUGCACAUCGAGAGGAUCACCAAGGUGCCACUCGCCUGACUGAGAAUACUGAAGAGGGCGAGUUGUCCAUAGACAGCCAAGAAUACCGUUCUCCAGAGCUUGACAACAGAAAGAGAAAGGAUAUGCACGAGCACAGGAACUACGAUCGUGGUGAAAGGGACCUUAAAAGGUUAAGGUCUUAGAGUGGAGUGUUAAUGCACGGCAUAUUGUGGACGAUUGGCAUAGUAUCGCAUGUGACUCGGGCCAUCUGAUUUGUAGAACCUAUUUCUUGUCACGAGAGCUUAUGCUUAUAUGUAUGUGGGAGAUUGAACUGUAAUAUAUAAUUUAAAGGAUUGUUUCCCCGGGGAGCAUGUACAUGUUCUAGAGAUGUUAGCUGUUCCUGAUAGUGUUAAGAAUAUUCAGGAGCAGCUUUACGCUGUGAACGAUAUGAAUGAGAGAGCAUCAGAACACUACAUAUAUAUGUAUGCCUGAAUGAGAUUGUUGUAA
This is a messenger RNA of Oryza brachyantha (malo sina), 1983 nucleotides long. Its product is annotated as cyclin-T1-3. The record is from RefSeq and is a predicted model, not a curated record. Gene Ontology annotation, molecular function: cyclin-dependent protein serine/threonine kinase activator activity. Gene Ontology annotation, cellular component: cyclin/CDK positive transcription elongation factor complex; nucleus. Gene Ontology annotation, biological process: positive regulation of DNA-templated transcription, elongation; regulation of transcription by RNA polymerase II. The transcript has 7 exons. NCBI's taxonomy places the organism in Eukaryota, Viridiplantae, Streptophyta, Magnoliopsida, Poales, Poaceae. Bases 234 to 1679 code for a protein of 481 amino acids.